AUGACUCUCAGUCGCCACGUAGAGAUUGACGCCACCCGCUUCCGUAAGGAACUGCUCUUCGUCUGCUGCAAGAGCGAAGACCCCACUAUCGACCAAGUACGACAGCUCCACGAAGUUCUGCUAAGCCCGACGGACAAGGUGUUGUCUCCAGUUAGCCGAGCUCUCCGAGCGCGAUCUUUUCAAGGAAACAAUCGCAAUUCCGCUGCGUGA
This is a messenger RNA of Phytophthora nicotianae INRA-310, 210 nucleotides long. RefSeq lists its product as hypothetical. The record is from RefSeq and is a predicted model, not a curated record. Bases 1 to 210 code for a protein of 69 amino acids. NCBI's taxonomy places the organism in Eukaryota, Oomycota, Peronosporomycetes, Peronosporales, Peronosporaceae. The transcript is spliced from 2 exons.